This is a messenger RNA of Cokeromyces recurvatus, 1198 nucleotides long. Its product is annotated as HAD-like domain-containing protein. The record is from RefSeq and is a predicted model, not a curated record. Lineage: Eukaryota; Fungi; Mucoromycota; Mucoromycetes; Mucorales; Mucoraceae. The transcript is spliced from 5 exons. Gene Ontology annotation, molecular function: phosphatase activity. The coding region runs from base 89 to 1120 and encodes 343 amino acids.
AAUGAUAUAUAACUGAUAAACUUUAUAGCUUUUGUUUUUUUUUCUUUUUUUUUCUUUUUUUUUUCUUCUUCUUCUUCAAGUAUCACUCAUGUCCAAUUCUAAUAUUACCACACCUCAAGCUGAAUUUGCUACUGCCGAAGAGACUCGUGACUUGGCUGCCUCUUUCGCUGCCUCUCUUCAACAACAAGGCUUUAAUAAUACUCAUCAAAAUGAAGAUGGUAUCUCUGCCAGAGAUUGGGCUUUGUUCCGUGACCCAGUUCUUCACAAUGAACGUCUUGAAGCUAUUCGUCAAAAGAAGGGUUAUAUUAUUGAUAUGGAUGGUGUUAUCUAUCAUGGUUCAAACUUAUUGCCUGGUGCUAAGGAGUUUGUUGAAUUCUUGGAAAAGAACAAUAAAAAAUAUCUCUUCUUGACUAACAACUCAGCACCUACACCUCGUGAAUUACAACAAAAAUUACAACGUCUUGGUAUUGAUGUUACUGAAGAUCACUUCUUUACAUCUGGUCAAGCUACUGCUUACUUCCUUCACUCACAAAUGCCCGAGGGUGGUACCGUCUAUGUUAUUGGUGAACCUGGUCUCGCUUAUGCACUUUAUGACAAGGGUUUCUUCAUGAAUGAUCAUAAUCCUGACUAUGUUGUCUUGGGUGAAUCAGCAGUCUAUAACUUUGAAAAAUUAACAAAGGCCGUUCAACUUGUUCAACAAGGUGCCAAGUUGAUUUCUACUAAUUUAGAUGUUGAAACUCUUGAUUCUAAAGGUCGUAAGAUCCCCGCUACUGGUGCUUUCACUGCUUGUGUUGAAUUAGUUACAAAGACGAAAGCUUUCUUCUGUGGUAAGCCUUCUGCUUUGAUUAUGCGUUAUGCUCAACGUGUCCUUGGUUUAUCUCGUAUGGAAACUUGUAUUAUUGGUGAUCGUAUGGAUACUGAUAUUGUUGCAGGUAUUUCUUCUGAAAUUGAUCCAGUUCUUGUUCUUUCUGGUGUUACUGAAAUGAGUGAUCUUAACCUCUUUGCUUAUCAUCCCUUCGUUAUUUUGGGUGGUGUUUAUGAAAUUCCUAACAAUGAUGAUAAGAAUAAACUCACAGAUAGUGAUCUUGAAGAAGCUAGUAGACGUGCCUCUUAUCUUUAAUCAUAUCAUACAUAAAUACAUAUAUUAUUUGUUCAUAUAAUAAAUAUCAUUACUUCUUUUUUUUUUUUUCCUUUUUCC